Messenger RNA from Pseudoliparis swirei, 1762 nucleotides. It is a transcript of the gene slc35a4, whose product is annotated as solute carrier family 35 member A4. NCBI's taxonomy places the organism in Eukaryota, Metazoa, Chordata, Actinopteri, Perciformes, Liparidae. Gene Ontology annotation, molecular function: pyrimidine nucleotide-sugar transmembrane transporter activity. The transcript has a single exon. Gene Ontology annotation, biological process: pyrimidine nucleotide-sugar transmembrane transport. The record is from RefSeq and is a predicted model, not a curated record. Gene Ontology annotation, cellular component: Golgi membrane. The coding region runs from base 446 to 1411 and encodes 321 amino acids.
GACCGAAGGGGCACAAGAGAAAUACAUACUGCUGCUGUCUUGUCAGUGGCUUGUGAAGGACCAGCCUUCAAGACUGGACUAUGGGUUUAAGGAUACAACUGGACUUUCAUUGAGAAAUCAAAGUAAAAGCCUGAUGUUUUUUUAUUUGCGUAUUACUUUCUUGGUUCAGUUACAUACUGUUGUUUCAUUUCCACUUGUGUCUGUGUCAAGUUAACGGAGUGGAAGACUUUGUUCCUACAAUGGUUUAAUGUUUGGUCCAUCAGAUUUUUCACAUUUCCAGCAAAUGUCUCCUACUUAUUGCUCCGAUUAAAAUACAUAGUCAAAGUUAUACAGAGAUUAAUGCAGAAGUAAUUUAAAAUGGAUAUUUAAAUGGCUGAGAUAUAUAUUUUUUGUGUUUUGCACUAGUAUUUAAGUUUGAGAAAUUGUUUCUUUUGAAUAAUUGAGGAUGAUUGUGAUUGAGAAUGUGGGGCCCAGAUCCCCAGGAAAGAUUAGGAGACAGGGGAGGAAGAGGACUCUGUGGGGUGUCCUGUUUGGGCUGAUGGUUCUUAUCUAUGGCUCUCAUGCACCACUCAUCGCCCUCACCAAGGUACACGGCCAAGUCCCUUUCAACCCCUCCUCAUGUGUUGUAAUGAUCGAGUUAUCCAAACUCCUAAUUUCUCUGGCGACUCUCGUGUUCACCGGGGGUACGUCCGCCUUAUAUGCGGCUCCACCUCUAGUCCGUGUGGCCCCCUAUGCAGUCCCUGCGAUACUCUACGCCCUCAACAACAACCUGGUAGUUCUCAUGCAGGACUACAUGGAUCCCAGCUCAUACCAAGUCCUCUCUAACCUGAAAAUUGCCUCCACGGCCGUGUUGUACUCACUCUGCCUGGGCAAGAGGCUCCGGCCUUCUCAGUGGUGGGCCUUGGGGCUCCUCAUGGGUGCAGGGGUGUGUCACAGCUACAGCAGCCUGGAUCUAGGGGGCCGUGUGAAGGCGGAAGGUCCCGGGCUUCAUAUCACAGCGUGGGGGCUUUUCCUUGUGCUGCUGUACUGCUGUGUUUCAGGGCUUGCAGCAGUUUACACAGAGAAGGUGCUUAAGAGCCAGAAGUUGCCCCUCAGCUUGCAGAAUCUCUACCUCUAUGUGUUUGGGGUGGCAAUAAAUGGGAUCUCCUCCUUCUUUGUAGCGGGUGACAAGAGCUUCCUGGAGGGAUACUCGGGGGUGGUUUGGGCCAUCAUAGCAGGGCAGGCAGCUAACGGACUUCUGAUGUCUGUGGUGCUGAAGCACGGCAGCGGGAUCGGCAGACUGUUUGUCAUUUCCUGCUCCAUGUUGGUGAACGCUCUGUUGUCUUGGGCCGUCUUGGGGCUGCAGCUCACACCUUUUUUCCUCCUCCCUGUUAUUAUGAUUGUACUGGCAGCUUUCAUGUACUACAGAUAGUUAAUGUAACUCAUUACAGUCUGUACAUUGGGUUUUCAGAUGUGAUUUUUUUCUUUCUGCCUUUUUAGCGAUCUGCCUUCUGAAAUCGAGAAUCGAACGCAUAUUUUUAUUUGUAACCAACAAUAUCGUGUGAACAUUUGUCAGCUGAACCCUACUUUUGACAAGUAUCUUUUUUUAAAUGUUAUUCACAAUGUCUUCACACUGAUGCAAGUGAAAUAAAUCAUGAUCAUUUAUAUCUUCAGUGAAACAUUUCUGAAGAGUGCUGCUCGUGUAAUUUUGUUUUUGUAUUUUAUUCUCUGCUAAGGACAAUGUCAAAGUGUGUUCAUGAUAACGAAUAAACUGUCAAAACUA